GCUAUUAAAGCAUGAAAAUAAACAAGUACAGGUGACGUUUAUGUAUGAAUCUCAAAGUAACAAGUUGUUUGAGAGGUAGAUGAUUAUCGACGAUUAGUACCAUGAAGUUUUAUCUUGGUGCGAUCUUGUUGGUACUGUUUAUUGACGUAACAUUCCAGGAAAAGAAUAAUAAAAGUAAAAGCUCCAAAGCAGCCGAUCGAUGUUUCUGCAAGUUAAAAGGUGAAAUAGAUGAUUGUACAUGUAAAGUAGAAACAAUUAGUGAUAUCAACAACAACAAAAUAUAUCCUAGAUUAAAGAGUCUACUCUCCAGAAACUAUUUCAGAUAUUUUAAAGUGAAUUUAAAGAAGCCAUGUCCAUUUUGGCCAGAUGAUAGUCGAUGUGCUUUAAAAGAUUGUCAUGUUGAUAAAUGUAAAGAGGAAGAAGUACCGAUAGCUUUAAAGAAAGGUCAUGAUAAUAAGUAUUCUAAAGAAGCUCAAAAUAAAGAUAGUUGUGAAGAAGAAAGAGAACUAGGUGCUUUAAAUACAUCUCUUAGUGAUGAGAGUAAACAAGCGUUUAAAGACUGGAAUAAAUAUGAUGAAUCUCAGGAAUUAUUCUGUGAUGUUGAUGAUGAAUCAUCAGCUGGUAUGGAAUAUGUUGAUCUUUUAUUAAACCCUGAAAGAUAUACUGGUUAUAAAGGAGACUCACCUCACAGAAUCUGGAGAAGUAUUUAUGAAGAAAACUGUUUCACGCCGCAACCUGAUAUAGGAUAUGGUCCAUCUAAAAAAAAUAGUCCAUCUUUAUGUCUAGAGAAAAGAACAUUUCAUCGUUUAAUAUCAGGAUUACAUACCAGUAUCAACAUACAUUUAUGUUAUGAUUAUCUCUUUCAAGGAAAUAAUAUUGGCUACGGUGAUGUUGGAAAAUGGGAACCGAAUAUAGAGGAGUUUAAAAAACGUUUUGAUCCUAAAACCACAUCUGGAGCAGGACCACAGCGUUUAAAAAAUUUAUUUUUUACCUACUUAGUAGAAUUAAGAGCAUUAGCCAAAGCAGCACCAUACUUAGAACAAGAAGAUUUUUUUACGGGUGAUACAGAAGAAGAUCUAAGUUUAAAAGAGGGUAUUAAAGAUGUAUUAUCUAUCAUUAAAUCUUUUCCAGAUCAAUUUGAUGAAAGUAAAUUAUUUGCUGGAAACCCUGUUGAGGCCAAAUUACUCAAGGAGGAAUUCCGUAAUCAUUUCCGUAAUGUAUCGAGAAUUAUGGAUUGUGUUGGCUGUGAUAAAUGUAAACUCUGGGGUAAACUUCAGACGCAAGGUAUGGGUACAGCUUUAAAAAUUUUAUUUUCUGGUGACGAUGUUGGACCAGAUUCUACAGUCAAUGCUCAUCAUAAAAAACAAUUCCAGCUGACCAGAUCUGAAAUAUUUACACUAUUUAAUGCCUUCGGACGUUUGUCUAAAUCUGUACAUUCCUUGGAGAAGUUUAAAUCUUUAUUAAAUGAUCCAAUGUAAUCAGUGAGUGUGUGAUAUAUAUAUAUAUAUAUUAUACCAUGGCAAUCAUUUCAUGUAGUCUCGAUAACCCAGUCUUUCCUGCUGAUGGCAUUCAUGGAGCACUAGAAAUACUUGUCAACUUGGCAGAAUUUCAGAGCCAAAGUCUUUUUCAAUCUAGUUUAAAAAUUACUCUUAAUGCAUAAAAUGCAAUAUCUGUGAAGUAAUUUGGGUAAAUGGAUCGAAGUAAUCUUUCAAUUGCAAAUUAUUUAUUGUAUUUUAUACAAGUUGGAAAUUUUAUCUAAGUGUAUGGCAACUGCAGAUAUUUUGUUUGGUGAAUGAGAGGCACUAAGGUGUGACUUGAUAUUCAAAGAUAUCUCAAAAGUCAAUUCUUAUUUUUAGACCAUUGUGCUGGUAAUUAUAGACUGGUUAAUCAAGAAUAUUAUUUAAUACAUAUUGUUAGCGUAUACAAACUUGUUACUAGCGUAAUUGUUAAUUUAAAGUGACAGUCUCCUGAUUACUACAACUACUUAAUAAAACAAUGAAUGGCUCUUUAAAAAUGUUUAUUAAUAAAACAAUGAAUGGCUCUUUAAAAAAUUUUAUUGAUAAAAGCUAUUUAAAAAUGAUUAUUAAUAAAGUAAUUGUGGUGCUGUAAUUGUUACUGUUGGUAAAUACCGUUCUCGGGUGUUGUAUUAAAGGUACUUUAUUCAAGAAAGAGCUAAAUCUGCCUAUUGUAGGUUUUUAUUUUGGCUUCAAAUGUUGUUCACCUGACAAGCCUAUUGUCAACUCUCUAGAACAUUGGAUGGUGCAGAUGUAAACAUAUAGAAAUACGAUAGCUAUUUAAUGAUUUAAUUUAAAAAUGGAGCAAUAAUGUUGCUACGAUAAUAAACAAUCUAUGUUAAAACUUUGCUCAGAAUAAAGUAAUUUGAAUGAAAUUUUGAAUUAUCCAUUUUGGAACUAUUAUGGCAACAAACGACCAGCCCUUUAUCUAAAUCUUACAUAAUGCAUUUUGAACGUUUCUGUAUUGAACUAGUUCAAAAGAAAUUAUGAAAGUGUGUUUGAUUGGUCAAUAUCCAAAAUUAGAUUUCUUUAUUUUAUAUAUUCAGCAUGUUGAUAUUUUUCAUCUAAAAGUUCAGCUUCAUGCAUUAUAUUCAGAAAGUGGAGAAAUAUAAUUAUUAGAAGUAAAAUUAAAAUAAAAAAUGAAUUCCGAUUUGAUAAAAUUAAAAUAAAAAAUGAAUUCCGAUUUGAUCAGAUUCACUUCAGCCGAACACAAUUUAAGUGUCAAUAUAGUAUAUAAUAAAUAUGGUAUUUGUAACAAGUCAUUAAACUGUUGAAAGAUGGCAAUUAUUUAUGGUCAGUUUUUUUUAUGGAGGGACUGUCACUUUAAAAUCAUGUUUUAUCAUUAUUUAUGUUAAGAAUAGACUUUAUCAUAAAUGGUAUUGUUAUUGUGUUGCUGUUCUUAAUUCAAUUCUGAUCAAUGUAUUGUAUAAUUAUCAUUUAAUUAUUGAACAUUAUCAUUAACUUGAUAUAACCAUGGUUUAUAGCUAUCAGUGCUAAGUAUUCUAAGGCCACUCUCCAACCUCGUGGGUUUUCUCCGGGUCCUCCAGUUUCCUCUCACUGCUAAAGACCCCUAUGUGCAAGCGAAUUAUUGAAAUAAAAUUAAACCAUAUAUUAGUCCUGAAAUGACCUAGUUUGUGUUGAGUGGACGUUAAACCCCAUUUCUCUCUCUCUAAGGCCACUCGGAUUUGAUAGAAUGGUGGUUCAUUUGACAUUAAUAUUAAUGUCAUUGCUAGUCUGCCUGGAUUUGAUAGAAUGGUGGUUCAUUUGACAUUAAUAUUAAUGUCAUAGCUAGUCUGCCUGGAUGUGAUAGAACAGUGGUUCAUUUGACAUUAAUAUUAAUGUCAUAGCUAGUCUGCCUGGGUGUGAUAGAAUUGGGAUCAUUUGACAUUAAUAUUAAUGCCAUAGCUAGUCUGCCUGGGUGUGAUAUAAUUGGGAUUAUUUGACAUUAGUGAUAAUAUCCUAGAUGUGAUUCUCUUAGUCUGGUCAACCCCAAAUUUAGUUUUCAGGUGAGUUUUGUAACCAUUAUCAACAAGCCUGGAAUUUAUACCAGACACUGUUUGUGACAGGUAGCGUAUUUCAGGUUUGAAUUAUCGAAUACGGAGAUGGGACACACACAGUCUUCAGAGGUCCUUCAUAGUGGUGUGCCAUCGCUGAAAAAAUGUUCAAUUUUCGAAGUGAGAUAUAGUGAAGUUGUUGUCAAUGAGCACCUCAGCCCACUCACUUAUACAACUGUAUUUUAAAAGAAUGUCUCAAAUCUGUGUUCUGAAAUUCAAUAUAAAGAUAGCUCCACUAUUAUUAAGACCCUUUGACUGGUCUUGUUAGUGAGGUUUCACUGUAUUAACAGCGAAUGGUUGUUAUAGACAAUGGUUAUACCAAGUUAUUGUAUCAUAGAAUCAUCUUGUAUCAUAUAAUCAUCAAUCAUUGCAUUCAAUCAAACAAUAAUGUUACUAGGCCAAAUCAGUUCAUUAAGACUCCAAAGAACUAGAAAUUAAUUAGUUUGGUAUCUUUGGCCUUUCGUAGUUUCCACUAGUAAUAGUACGAGUAGAUAUGAAAUCAUUUGAGAAAUUCUAAAAUCCUAGUAUUCCAAACCCCUUCGUUUGGCCUUCAUAGUUUCCGCAGACAUGAUAUCAUUUCUAAAAUUCUGAAUAGAAAUCUCAGUAUUCCAACAUUCUUUGCACUCUGAAAUUACAUUGGAUUGGCUUUGGUAGUUGCCACUAAUUGUUUGUAGUGCAAUACCCCUGCACUUACCAUAUUCGAGACAUGAAAUUAAUUCUGAAAUAGAAAUCCCAAUAUUUCAAACACCCUUUGUCACACAGCUUUAUCAAUAUGAUACCGGUACAUAAGAACAUGUAUUUUAAAUUAUAUCAUUAAUAAAUCUGCCUCAGACUUCAAGAAUUUCCAAAAAUAUUGCAGGGUCGUUAAUUCAGUUGAUAUGGCGAUAUUGGCUCUAUGGAUUAUAUUUGAUCUUUUUGGGGGACCAGGAACAGGGCUCCAAGCACUACUCAUCUUGUUGUUCUUCUUGGGGACAACGCUCUUGGAAAAAAGCCUAAGGCUCCGACAGAUUCAAGUAUGAUUGACAUGAAACUUAGCAUCCUUAUUCCUCGGACAAUUGUGCUUCAACGGAUUGAAGUUGGUUAUUGAUUUGACUUCACAAUUCCAAGAUGGUUGCGAUAUGAUACUUGAAAUUCUUGUUCCAUGGACAAUUGAGCAUCAAUUGAUUGAUUUUGAUUGUUGAUAUGACAUAACAAUUCCAAGAUGGCUGCGAUAUGAUACUUGUCAUCCUUGUUGUUGGACAAUUGUGCAUCAAUUGAUUGACUUCAAUUUUUGAUAAAACGUCAAAAUUCCAAGAUGGCCACGAUGUUCAGUUCCUGGUCCAUAAAGUACUAUUGUACUUGUUUUAUAUUCAGAUAAUCAUAAUUUAAAUUGACGUAUAUCAUAUAUUUAUGUAAUGGAGUUUAAUAAUAAAUGGAGAACUUAAGCUUUAAUAGUAUUCUAGCUGUAAUUGAUCCUUGUUACUCUUAGUUACCUGUGAGUGAUUUCCAAUGGUGAACACAAUUGCUAGUCCUAAUUAAGGCCACUGCUCAUCAGUUGUAUUUUUCGGGCAAUAUCUAAUAUUUCAGGGCUUAAAUCAUGUUAAAAUUUAUUUAAAUUGAUAAUCUCUGCACAUAGAUUCAAUCAGAUUAAAAAGAGGCCCAUCAGAGAUUUUAUCCAACUGGCACUGGCUUCUUUAUGUCUUAUGCAGAAGAUGCCGAAUAUUGUGAAUUUUUCCUAUCUUUGUUAAUACUGAAAGGAUUUAAACCAUUUUUAGACUUGCAUACCUUUCAGAGAUUCAACUCUUGCAGGGGAUUUCAUAACCCCUCUAAUGACGGUCAGUGGCAUUAAUUCCAUGUGAGUGAUUGGCAAUGGUGCACUUAAACCUUUGUUGAAUUGAACACAUUGCUAGUCCUAAUUGAGAAAUUGCCAAUUUUAUUUUGAUACCCGGUAUUGUAAAAAUAUCACAAUAAAUAUGUCCAUGUAUAAUAAUAAUAAUAAUUUGAUCUCCUGUAUGUUGUUAAAGUUGUGUUUUAUUUUAGUGAAUCCUAUUUUUGAACUGUGAGUAUUCUUUAAAAUCAGGAUUUUUUUUCCAAUAAACAUGAUAGACGACACAAUGCGUAAGAUUUUAGAAAAAAAAAACAAGAACUUUUCUUAGAAACUGCCACAAUAGAUCGUAUACUCUUCUAUGCUGCCAAUAGCAAAAUUAUUUAAUUCUAUGUCAUUAAAAUACAGAUGUGUCAUUCUUUGAUAUUGACCUGCCCACCUGAGAGUCUAGAACAUUGUGUCGAUCCUGAUAUCAAAAUAUGGAGUGAGUAGAAACUACCAGUAUAAUGAUAGGUGGAAAUGUUUUCUUAUUCAGUAGGGAACGUGCUUUAUCGUCAGAAAUUAUCUCUGCAAUUAAAUUGUUUAGUUGAUGAAUAAAAUUUUGUUUCCAAAACUUUUAAUGGGGUAUCUUUGUAGAUAAAGCAGAAGUUUAGGCCAUAUUGAAAAAAAUAUUUUGGUUCUCAGAUUGUCUUAGAAUCAGAAUAUUUUUUCUUUGUGUGGCCUUAUUUCUGAAGUAUCAAUAUCAUGUUUUCAAAUAGAGAUAAACUAUUUUCAAUAUUGAUGAUUUUAAUUUUGAAGACUUUAGUUAUUGUACAUCCUACGUUACAUAUUUGUAUAUUUUAGUAAAAUAAUAUUUUUUGUUAUUGAAUAUUACAGAAUGAAUUAGAUAUAGGUGUUUUAUUAAUUAUAAAAUUUUGUACCUUUUGUAGAUCUGACUCAAUUCUGACUCUAUUCUAUCUUCACAAAUAUAUUAAUAAACAUCUUUCAUAUAAUGCAGUGGUUCUCAACCUUUUUUGCCAAUGGCACACCUUGUAACGCAUGAAAAAAUAGCGGCACACGUGGCUAGAUAUGUAUGAAAACUAGUGUAAUUUUGCAAAAUAAAAACAUCAUAAGUCAGACGGCAUACAACCGUAGACAUAGACUAGUCAUAGACACAGAAUGACUCAAACUAAAUACAGAAAAACACAGCUAUGAACUUAUCAGUAGACACCAGUGAAUACUCAAUUGGGAUCACAUGGGUUUUCACAUUUUCUUAGUGUGCCGUUCAAAAUUCUGCGGCACACUGGUUGAGAAUCACUGAUAUAAUGCAUAAUUUUCAUAAACAACAUGCAAAUAAAUUUUAAUUUUAGUUAAAGUGUUGCACAUCAAACAGUUAAUACUUAUUGAAACUUCAUCAUAACUAUGUUAUUUAUUUUGAUGUAUCCUUAAAACCCAUGGGACUAUUGUCAGAAAAAUCGAUAUGAUCUUAAAACUUUAUAAAAAAAGUAUAUAAGAUACAAUUAUCCACGCUGUCGUUUCCAUUUUUGCUUCAAACAAACUUAGGAUGAUGGUAAUUUGGACUUUUCUGAGAAUACGCCCUGGGUUGAUAAAAAUAUUCCUGACAAAUUUUAACCUGACAUAAGUUUAUGUGUCUGUUUUGUUAUUUUGUGUUUCCAUAGAAACAAAUCUGACUUUGUUUUUGGUAUACAAUUUUUAUUCUGGGUAUACAAUUUUUAUUCCGGAUCAUAUCUCAUAAACUGUUCAAGAUAUAUUUAUGGAACUUUGUACACACAUCAACCAUUAAGUUAAAAUAAAUUCUAGUUUUUC
Messenger RNA from Patella vulgata (common limpet), 7178 nucleotides. Its product is annotated as ERO1-like protein beta. Gene Ontology annotation, biological process: protein folding in endoplasmic reticulum. The transcript has 15 exons. Gene Ontology annotation, cellular component: endoplasmic reticulum membrane; endoplasmic reticulum. Lineage: Eukaryota; Metazoa; Mollusca; Gastropoda; Patellidae. Gene Ontology annotation, molecular function: thiol oxidase activity; FAD binding; protein-disulfide reductase activity. The coding region runs from base 102 to 1478 and encodes 458 amino acids. The record is from RefSeq and is a predicted model, not a curated record.